This is a messenger RNA of Macrosiphum euphorbiae (potato aphid), 237 nucleotides long. NCBI's taxonomy places the organism in Eukaryota, Metazoa, Arthropoda, Insecta, Hemiptera, Aphididae. The record is from the annotation of a GenBank genome assembly.
AUGCUUGCUGAUGAUUUACCUGACGACAUUGUUCCGUUACUUGAAUGGUUCGAAGAAUAUUAUAUAGGAAGAAAAAAUAGAAGAAAAGUGGGUCGUCGAUCACCACAAUUUCCUCCAGAAAUAUGGAAUUUAUAUCAAAGGGUGUUAACAAUCCAAAACCGCACAAAUAAUCACGCUGAAGCUGCUAAUAUACGUUUAAAUAUUCAAAUGGGGGUUACUAAUCCAACAAUAUGGUAA